This is a messenger RNA of Vitrella brassicaformis, 1313 nucleotides long. The record is from the annotation of a GenBank genome assembly. Lineage: Eukaryota; Vitrellaceae.
UCAUUCGCGAUUCGGCUGCCUCGAGCAGGAGUCGCUUGAUCGAGGCCACGGCGCCACACUCGACCAACGCCUCACGAUCAGCAUCGGUACCUGAGGGAAUCACCCAUCAGGGACAAGCCGGACGUACACAGUGAGCCAUUCAGCCGAUGGUGGUGUUUCGUGCCCUCAUGGUUGCUAACUGACCGCAAGCCUCAGCACAAGCCCCGGCACAGAACGCCCCAAAGUGUCUGAGGGCCCCUUUUGCAGAUUGCAGCACGAGCUCGUCCUGCUGCGGCUCGGCGAGGAGACCGACCAGGACGGGCAGGAAGGGGGCCAACUCGGCCAGUGGGACAGGGGGGGGGGGGAGUUCUCGGAGACACUCAACAGAAUGCCCAGCAGACGGGCGCCCAGGUGGAGCACUCUGAUGACACUGCUCUCGCGCAUCGCCUUCAGCAGCGGCUGCAGGACACCCGCCGCCAGCACCGCAUCGCGACGGGUCGAUGACUCCGUCGUGAUGAUGCACAGCGCCCCGAUGGCCACCUCUCGUAAAUAGUCAUUGGCUGACGACACGAGCUGCACCAGGGGCGGGACGGCACCCGCAUCCACCACCAAAUCGCCAUGCGUAAUCGCCAGCUCGCCGAGGGCCAAUGCUGCCUGUCGCUGCACCUCCUCGCACCCGCUCAGCUGCUCUACCAAAGCUGGCAGCACACCCGCAUCGAUGGCCUUCUGCUCGAUGGUGCCAUCUAAUCGCUUGAUGGACAGCAGCUGGACCAGCUGCCGUACGACGUCAGUGCGAACCUGCGGUUCACUGGCCGAUGCUAUGAGGUGACAGAUGUCGGAGAUGACGGCGGUGAUGUCGGCCUCGAGGGCCUCCAGCCCUCGCUGCUGGACGGCGUGGUCGUACGCCUCCUGUGUGCCGAUGGAUUUGUACAGGUCUCUCGCCUUGGCCAGCACUGCUUGGGGUGAGGGAUGGCCAUCUGUGGUGCUGACGGCCUCUGCUGUGCCGCCCGAAUCCAUCUCGUCCAACCUGCGAAGACCAACACACAUGCACACGACGCGGAAUGCUCCCAUGGCCGCUUCCUCCUGACUUGUCCACGUGCGCAAUGCUACGCUGCUCGCCCAGAUCUCACGACGCCACGCCUGACCUGAGAACCAGCGAGAGAACGGGUGGAUGGCAUGAAAUGAGAACGAUGCGGCGGACGCCUUCAUUUACCGUCGUGUGUGCAGGCUGUGACGCUAGGCUCACGGUACCGACGAAACGCAACAAAAGCAGCGGUUUCAGGGAGCACCCUAGGUGGCCUGACGGCCAAGUCCCCUGUCGGUCUGUCCAACAU